UCCAGUCUUAUCAGCUUGAAGAACCUUCAUAUAAAACAAAAGUCAAGUAUUUUGGUCGCAGUCUGUGUAGUGAAAAGACGCGCUUGGUUGCAACUUCCACAGCAAAAUGGUCAAUUUUACGUUCAGAGGCCUGAUGGCUCCAGUUUUUACAGCUUUUAAUCAGGACUGGACUAUCAAUACUGCAAUCGUUCCUGAAUACGCUCAAUUUUUGGCAGACCGAAACGUACCAGGAAUUCUCGGUUUGGCCGAAGCGUGGGUGGCUGCAGGAAAAACGACCAAACAGCACAUUAUGAUCCAAGUGGGUGGAACCGCUUUUCCUGAUGUUAAAGAACUGGCGGCGCAUGCAGAAAAAAUCGGCGCCGAUUCCAUUCUGACUCUGCCAGAGCUGUAUUUCAAACCCUCCAAUGAGCAGGAUUUGAUUGACUAUCUGCGGGAAAUUUCGGCUGUUGCUCCCAAUACUCCGCUCUUGUAUUAUCAUAUUCCUGUCUGGAGUGGAGUGAAUAUCAACAUGGAGAAGUUCCUGACUCUAUCAGUGGGGAAAAUUCCCACUUUUCAGGGGAUCAAGUACACAAACAACGACUUAUCGGAGGGCUACAAUGCGCUUAAGGCUGCUGAUGGAAGAUACGCGGUGUUUCUGGGCGCUGAUACGCUAGUCCAACCUGCCACUGCCUUGGGAUUUGACUCAGUUAUAGCAACCGGCAUCAACUUCCUGCCUGAUCAUUUCAACAGCAUUAUGGCAGCAGUUCGCGCUAACAAAGUGGAAGAGGCCAGAGCGRUCCAGGAGAAAUUAACUGCAGCUGUUAAAGUUGUUACGAAAAAUGGUGCCUGGGUUCCCACAAUGAAAGUCGCCAUGAACGCAAUUACUCCAAUUGAUGUUGGUUUGGCUCGAUCGCCCCUAAAAAAUUUGAAYGCCGCUCAAAUACGAGAACUUCAAGUAGAUUUGCCGGCAGUUGCCACGCUCUAAAAUGCAGUUUUCCAAUUGCAUCUGUUGUAUACGAUUAAAAAUUGUUGUUAAAA
Messenger RNA from Dendroctonus ponderosae (mountain pine beetle), 1017 nucleotides. Its product is annotated as N-acetylneuraminate lyase. Gene Ontology annotation, molecular function: 4-hydroxy-tetrahydrodipicolinate synthase activity; N-acetylneuraminate lyase activity. Gene Ontology annotation, biological process: N-acetylneuraminate catabolic process. The record is from RefSeq and is a predicted model, not a curated record. Lineage: Eukaryota; Metazoa; Arthropoda; Insecta; Coleoptera; Curculionidae.